Entrophospora candida is the source of this 1077-nucleotide messenger RNA. NCBI's taxonomy places the organism in Eukaryota, Fungi, Glomeromycota, Glomeromycetes, Entrophosporales, Entrophosporaceae. The record is from the annotation of a GenBank genome assembly.
AUGCCACCAUUUUCAUCAUCGUCAUUAUCAUUAGACGAAAGCGACGACGAAGAAGCAAUAUACGAGCCACUUUUACCCAGAACUCACAAUAAUAAACGCAAAUUCUGCGUAAAAUGUUUAGGAUUUUUAUAUUGCCUUGGUGUGACGAUCUUUUUGUUGAUAGCAGUCAUCUCAAUAAUAGAUUUGUUUCAACCAUCUGAACCAAUUUUAAUCAAUGAUAUUUCAAUCAUUCCCAAGCAAUAUCAUUUAAAACAAAUAGGAAAGCUUUUAACUGAUGCAUGUAGCAUAUUUAAGAAAUGUGAAAAUAAUGGAGAUUUGGAAUUUCAUAAGAUUUCUUUGGUGACCGGAAAUAUGAAAAUAGGGUUGGAAUUCUUUUCUCCUGAUAAAUCAAUUGCAUUUGCGAAAACAAUGAGAACAAAUUCAAAAUUCUCUUCAACUCCUGAAAGAAAUGUUACCAUUAAUGAGAAUACACCAUUUCCAAACAUAUUGGUUGCCAUUUAUACCGUCUAUCAUGAUUUAGCAGUAAUAAUUUUGGGUGAUAGUGGUGUUGGAAAAACGUCUUUAAUGAACCAAUAUGUGAACAAAAAAUUUACAAACCAAUAUAAAGCCACUAUUGGGGCUGAUUUUUUAACUAAAGAAGUUUUGGUUGAUGAUUGUCUCGUAACAAUGCAGAUAUGGGACACUGCAGGACAAGAACGAUUUCAAUCAUUAGGUGUUGCAUUUUAUAGGGGAGCUGAUUGUUGUGUUCUUGUUUACGAUGUCAAUAAUGGCAAGAGUUUUGAAACUUUAGAUAGUUGGAGAGAUGAAUUUUUAAUCCAGGCUUCUCCUCGUGAUCCUGAGAAUUUUCCUUUUGUUGUUUUGGGCAAUAAGAUUGACGUCGAAGAAUCAAGAAGAAUGUCAAAAGGAAACAUUCCUUAUUUUGAAACAAGUGCCAAAGAAUCAAUCAAUGUAGAGAAUGCAUUCAUGACAAUUGCUAAAAAUGCUUUGCAACAAGAAAAUGAUGCAGAAAUAUACAAUGAUUACACGGAUGCGAUCAAAAUUGAUAGCGAAGCUCUCAAUGAUGGGUGUGGAUGUUAA